CGGGCCCUCCGCCACUGCUUCUGUCCCUGCGCGCCGCCGCCCGCGCCUCCCUCCCCCGCAGCCGCCCGUGCCUCCCUCCCUCACCCGGCUACUCAUUCAUGGCGACCAGCGGUAUCGCCGGUGAGGGGCGGCGGCGGCGGAUGCACGGCGACGAGCGGUGGCGCAAGUGAGGACGGCGGCGGAUGUCGAGUACCGCUGUCCAGUGCUUCUUUGCUCCCGCCAACGCCAUGGCAGGCGCGACGCCGCCCGCGCUGCGCAUGUCGCACACGCAAUUCAUUGAGCACCUCCGCCGUGCGGCCGCAUCCGCCCGCUCCCCGCGCGCCGGCGAGGCCCUCCAUGGCUGGGCAAUCAAGUCCGGCGCUGCCUCCCACGCACCCGUCUCCAACUCCCUAAUCACCUUCUACUGCUCCCUCUCGCGGCCGCUCCUCGCUGCCGCCUUCGCCGUCUUCGAGGAUAUCCCCGCUGCCAUGCGCGACGUGGCCUCGUGGAACUCCCUCCUCAACCCGCUCUCCCGUCAUCACCCCCUCGCUGCGCUCUCCCACUUCCGCUUGAUGCUUUCCUCCUACGAUCGCAUCGUCCUCCCGUCGCCCCACUCCUUUGCUGCUGCGUUCACCGCCGCCGCCCGCGCGCCGUCCGCGUCCGCCGGCGCCGCAGCCCACGCGCUCGCGUGCAAGUUUCCCUCCUCCUCCGCCGGCUCUGACAAUGUGUUCGUCUCCACUGCCCUGCUCAAUAUGUAUUGCAAACUGGGUAUUACUUCCGAUGCCCGCAGGGUGUUUGACGAAAUGCCCAAUCGGAAUGCGGUGUCUUGGACUGCUAUGGUGUCUGGGUAUGCUGUGGGGAAGUGCUUUGAGGAGGCGUUUGAGAUCUUCCGGUUGAUGCUUCAGGAGUGCCCCUCUGAGAAAAAUGAAUUUUUCACCACGGCAGUUCUUAGCGCAGUUAGCAUGCCAUCAGGUUUGCUUAUGGGGGUACAGGUGCAUGGGUUGGUUGUGAAGGAUGGGUUGGUGGGAUUUGUGUCUGUGGAGAAUUCACUUGUCACGUUGUACGCAAAGGCUGAGUGUAUGGAAGCAGCUCUGCAGGUGUUUGGGUCAUCAAAGGAGAGGAAUUCAAUAACAUGGUCAGCGAUGAUCACCGGGUAUGCUCAGAAUGGGGAGGCAGAUAGUGCAACUAGGAUGUUCUUACAGAUGCAUGCUGCAGGAUUCUCACCAACAGAAUUCACCCUUGUUGGGGUACUGAACGCAUGCAGUGACAUGGGAGCGUUGUCUGUUGGGAAGCAGGCUCAUGGUUUGAUGGUGAAGCUGGGGUUUGAGAUGCAGGUUUAUGUGAAGAGCGCAUUGGUUGACAUGUAUGCCAAGUGUGGUAGUAUUGGUGAUGCAAAAGGUGGGUUUCAGCAGUUGUAUGAUGUUGAUGAUGUUGUCCUUUGGACAGCGAUGAUUGCUGGGCAUGUGCAGAAUGGGGAACUUGAGGAAGCCCUGGUGUUGUAUGCCAAGAUGAACAAAGAGGGCAUCAUGUCCAGUAAUUUGACUAUAACUAGUGUUCUUAGAGCAUGUGCAUGCCUCGCGGCAUUGGAGCCAGGGAAGCAACUACAUGCACAAAUAAUGAAGUGCGGGUUUGGUUUGGGUGGUUCUGUUGGAAGUGCUCUGUCUACAAUGUAUUCAAAGUGUGGGAACCUUGAAGAUGGCUUGGCUGUCUUCAGAAGCAUGCCUGAUAGGGAUGUUAUUGCAUGGAACUCAAUCAUUUCUGGUUUUUCACAAAACGGAUGUGGCAAUGGUGCACUUGACUUGUUUGAGGAGAUGAAGCUAGAGGGCACUGCACCUGAUCAUAUAACAUUCAUUAAUGUAUUUUGUGCUUGUAGCCACAUGGGCUUAGUUGACAGAGGUUGGUUCUAUUUUAGGGCGAUGACCAAGGAUUAUGGUUUAAUUCCUAGGCUUGAUCACUAUGCUUGCAUGGUUGAUAUUCUUAGCCGAGCAGGGCAGUUAAAAGAAGCAAAGGACUUCAUAGAAUCAAUAACUGUUGACCAUGGAACAUGCCUAUGGCGUAUAGUCCUUGGAGCAUGUCGCAAUUUACGGGAUUUUGACGUUGGGGCAUAUGCAGGUGAAGAACUGAUGCGGCUAGGUACUGAGGAUUCCUCUGCUUAUAUAUUGUUGUCAAACAUCUAUGCUUCCCAGAGGAAGUGGAAUGAUGUUGAGCGGGUGAGACGUUUGAUGAGACUCCGAGGAGUUAGCAAGGAUCUAGGGUGUAGCUGGGUUGAGCUUAAUAGCCGAGUUCAUGUGUUCGUUGUUGGGGAACAGCAACAUCCUGAAGCGGCAAAUAUAAAUGCGGAGUUGAUAAGGCUAGCCAAACACAUGAAGGAUGAAGGCUAUCGUCAAACUUGCAAAUUCCCAUUUGAUGAAGAACUGGAUGCACCUGGAGAAUCUCAUGGGGAGAAUCAACUAGAAUUGAUGUCAGCAGCUUAUAGCUGAUUUCCCAAGAGAUAAGGAUGGUUCGUACUGUGAUUAUUUCAACCAGAAGCAAGGAAUAAAAGGAAAACUAUAAAAAUGUUAGGUAGGAUCAUUAGGUACUUAAUGUGUUCCGAGUGGUUUCUUCGAAACAAGGGAGUUGUUUCGAAGAAACAAAGAUGUUAUCCUGCAGAACAUCUUUCAGGAGUACACCUAUAUGAGUCUUGCUA
Molecule: messenger RNA, 2665 nt
Organism: Panicum hallii
Lineage: Eukaryota; Viridiplantae; Streptophyta; Magnoliopsida; Poales; Poaceae
Product: pentatricopeptide repeat-containing protein At2g33680
Exons: 1
Coding region: 183-2459 (758 amino acids)
Biological process (GO): RNA modification
Molecular function (GO): protein binding; RNA binding
Source: RefSeq, a predicted model, not a curated record